UUACAUUUUAACCCAACUGAACAACCAAAGCAGCGAUGCCCGAGUGGUCUAAGGGGGCAGAUUUAAGUUGACCGGAUGGUCGAUGGAAACUCUGCUGUUGAUAAACGCGCGAGUUCGAACCUCGCUCGCUGCAUUAUUCUUGUUUUUGUAUCUGUGAUACAAGAAGUACAAGACAUCAAGGUGCUACUAUUAGUUAGUACCCUUCGUCUCCUCUUUAACUAACUACCCAAUAUGGUCAUAAUAAAUACAGUACUGUAUAUUAUUGCUCUUAUGUUACCUGUCUUUGAACUCCCAUAUGUUGCUCUCAGAAAAAGCAACAAAAGAAACCUUUACAUCUCUUGUACAAAACCAAAAAUGAUCCUUAAAACACCCACAACGCUCUGAUACAGCCAACUUUUAUCUGAUGGAAUCUAUUAUACUUUUUGUGUUCUACCUUGUCGUUUCAACCUCCACGUACUACGGGUGUAAACUGGUCAAGGAAGCGAAGAAAUUCAAUUAUUUAGAGGCGGAAACCAUAAAAUAAACGGAGAAAACUAUGCUUCGUAAAACAAUUUCUUCAAAAUCUCUGAGGUUUUUUAAUAGACGACUCUUUGGUACGAGUUUUCCAAGAUGCAACAGUCAGGCCGUACCCGAAAACCAAAGCAACAAAGAUACCACUGAAAACGAGAACACAGAAACGAAGAAGAAGCCUUCUCUGGCACAAGAGUCUCUCGAUACCCUAUUCCCUCCUGAAAGUUACGAUGAUGAUGGAGGAAGAGAUCAUUCCAAGGGUCCCAAGUAUACUAGCUCCACAGAUAUGCGUCGUGAACGUAACGCUAGAUACUUCAGCUGGGGAGUAUUAGGUCUCAUGGCCGGCGGUGUCGCUUACUAUGGACGCCGUUACAGUGAAAAGGAAGCAAAGCUGGCUGAGCGUUAUCCUGCCCCGGGUUUGUCCAUCUUAGACUGGUGGACAAGAGUCAAGGCACGGACAGUAAACUUUUUUGACUAUUAUCAGGAGCCUGCAUUUGAUAAGCUGCUUCCAGAUCCUUUGCCGGAGCCUUACAAUCGACCUUACACAUUAGUUCUUGAUUUAGAAGAUCUCCUCGUCCACAGCGAAUGGACUCGUAAAAACGGUUGGAGAACUGCAAAACGUCCUGGUUUGGACUACUUUUUGGGCUAUCUUUCACAGUAUUACGAAAUCGUUAUUUUCACAAAACAGUACACGAAUACUGCUCGUCCAGUUAUCGAGAACCUUGACCCUUACCACAUCAGUGUGAGCGCUGCUUUGGGUCGUGAACAUGCUAGAUACGACCAUGGAAAGAUUGUUAAAGAUCUUAGCUUCAUGAACCGUGAUUUAUCGAAAAUCAUUCUGGUAGAUACUGACCCUGCUGCCUGGUCUGCUCAACCGGACAACGCCAUUGCGAUGGCCCCCUGGACGGGUGAUGCAAAUGAUCGUGAGCUUGUUGGUUUGAUUCCAUUGCUCGAAUUUAUUGCCAUCAUGGAUAUCAAGGACGUUCGUCCAGUAUUGAAGAGUUACCAAGGAAAAAAUAUACCUCUUGAAUACGCACGCCGUGAAAAGAGUCUUCGCGACCAUCUUCGCCGUGACUGGGAGGCUAAGCGUUCACAGAAGACCUCAUUCUUUGGAAAGCCUGUGUCUAACGAGCCUCCAAAGCUCUUGAUUGACAUUCAGCGUGAACGUCAACAGGCAGCUUAUGCCGAAUUCAAAAAGUACAUUGACGAGAACGGUCCUAAGCUUUUGGCUGAAGAAAAGGCUCGUCAAGCAGAAGCCAAGACCACGCUUGCUGAUGUUUUAACAGGAAAGGUAGAACAACCUCAAGAAGCAGCUCCUGCAACAGCAACUACUACAGUCGCAAAUGACUCAAAGUAGGAGUCAUGUCCACUGGCUGGCUGCUGCAAGUUAUCAUCUGUAAAUAAUGUAUGGAUCGAUUGCUACAAAAAAAGUCAAACUCAUUGUUGAGACUUACUUCUAUGUAACCGAUUCUGUUUCUGCAGGUACUUGAAGUUGCAUAUCGUUCCGACAUUUCGUAUAAAAUAUAAGUAUAUUUUGUAAUUAGUGUUUGGUUACACAUCCACAUUGCUGGAAAGUAACGAAUGGG
This is a messenger RNA of Schizosaccharomyces japonicus yFS275, 2096 nucleotides long. Its product is annotated as TIM23 translocase complex subunit Tim50. NCBI's taxonomy places the organism in Eukaryota, Fungi, Ascomycota, Schizosaccharomycetes, Schizosaccharomycetales, Schizosaccharomycetaceae. Gene Ontology annotation, biological process: regulation of mitochondrial membrane permeability; protein import into mitochondrial matrix. The transcript has a single exon. Gene Ontology annotation, molecular function: identical protein binding; transmembrane protein transporter activity; mitochondrial signal sequence receptor activity. The record is from RefSeq and is a predicted model, not a curated record. Gene Ontology annotation, cellular component: TIM23 mitochondrial import inner membrane translocase complex; membrane; mitochondrial inner membrane. The coding region runs from base 536 to 1867 and encodes 443 amino acids.